This is a messenger RNA of Carcharodon carcharias (great white shark), 1626 nucleotides long. Its product is annotated as solute carrier family 22 member 6-A-like. Gene Ontology annotation, biological process: transmembrane transport. Lineage: Eukaryota; Metazoa; Chordata; Chondrichthyes; Lamniformes; Lamnidae. Gene Ontology annotation, cellular component: membrane. The transcript has 10 exons. Gene Ontology annotation, molecular function: transmembrane transporter activity. The record is from RefSeq and is a predicted model, not a curated record. Bases 1 to 1626 code for a protein of 541 amino acids.
AUGAGCUUCGGUGACAUCUUGGAGGAUGUUGGCAGCAUUGGAAAAUUCCAAAUCAUCUACGUUUCCUUACUGGCAUGCCCAGCUUUGAUCUUGACUAUGCACAACCUGCUUCAGAACUUUUUGGCUGCUGUACCCGACCAUCACUGCCGGGUCCGUUUGGAAGUGAACGGCUCGAGACCCGCCAACGCUACAACCACGCUGCAGGCACAGGAGCUUCUCCGCGCUUUCAUCCCUCUGGACCGGAAUCAGCAGCCGGAGCAAUGCCGUGUGUAUUCCUCACCUCAGUGGCACCUGCUGGACCCCAACGCGACCUGGCGAAACACAACCGAGUACGACACGCAGAUAUGCACUGACGGGUGGACGUACGACCGCUCCCAGUUCAAAACCACGGUUGUCACAGAGUGGGAUCUGGUGUGCGAUCAGAAAUCUCUGAAAUGGAUCUUGCAAUCAGUCUACAUGGCUGGCUUGCUGAUGGGAGCCAUAAUACUGGGCAGACUUUCGGACAAGUUUGGGCGGAGGACUCUCUUACUCUGGAGCUACUUCCAGUUGGCAGCCUCUGGGACGUGCGGGGCUUUCUCCACUUCCUACCCCUUGUUCUGCUUCUGGAGGUUCCUCUGCGGAAUGGCAACAUCUGGAAUCAUACUUAACACUUUCUCACUCAGAGUUGAGUGGAUCCCUACAAGAUUUCGAACUUAUGCUGAAAUGGUUAGCAGCUAUAUUUACACGUCCGGUCAAAUUCUCCUGGCUGGCAUAGCGCACGGAAUCCAACAUUGGCGUUGGCUUCAGUUUGCCAUCUCUGUUCCGUUUUUCUUCUUCUUGUUUUAUUCCUGGUGGUUCCCGGAGUCCGCCCGUUGGCUCAUUCUAAACGACAAGGCUGAUGUAGCUCUAAAACAGCUCAGGAGGGUGGCGAAAUUGAACGGCAAGGAGGCAGAGGGGGAAAAACUCACCACCGCAAUUCUCAAGUCAAAAAUGGAAAAUGAGCAGUUGGUCACGAAGAAUAAACGCAGCGUGCUAGAUCUGUUCCGGACUCCUGUUGUGCGCAAGAUAGCCUGUUGUACUAUGCUUGUUUGGUUUGCAACAGGCUUUGCAUAUUAUGGGUUAGCGAUAGACCUGCAAGGGUUCGGAGUUGACAUUUACCUCAUCCAGUUCAUUUUUGGUGCCGUUGACAUUCCAGCAAAAACUCUUGGUUUCGUUUCCAUGAAUCUGAUAGGAAGACGGUUCACUCAAGGGACUUCCCUUAUCCUGGCAGGGAGCCUUAUUCUGACAAACAUCUUUGUCCCAAAAGAGCUUCAGGCCUUGCGAACUUCAUUUGCUGCAGUUGGGAAAGGAUGUCUCGCGGCUGCGUUCACCUGUUGCUAUCUCUAUUCAGGCGAACUCUACCCAACCGUGGUCAGGCAGACAGGGAUGGGACUCGUGAGUACGAUGGCUCGGCUGGGAGCCAUGAUAGCACCUAUUAUAAGGAUGAGCGGUGACUAUGUUUCAUUUCUACCGCUGACUAUAUACGGUGGAGUAGCAAUCGUAGCUGGAAUUGCUGCCUUCAAUCUACCGGAAACACGGCAGGUUCCCUUGCCAGAAACUAUCGAAGAAAUAGAAAACAGGAGGAAGGGUUUAGAGGAGGAGUACUAG